AUGACUUCACCCGCCUCUGCCGUCUUCGCGCUCAUCAUUGGCAUCGACAGCUACAAGUCAGGCAGUAUCUGGAACCUCCACUAUUGCGUUGAUGAUGCUGAACGCGUCGCACACUGGCUCUAUGAAGACCUCGACGUACCCAAAGACCACGUCAAGGUUCUGACGGAUGGCCAGGCUUGCAAGGACGAUAUCGAGCGCGCAUUUAGGGACCACCUCGUUAACAACACCGCAAUACAGAAAGGCGACGCGAUUUUGGUUUACUUUUCAGGUCAUGGGAGUCAGGUGUCCGCACCGAAGGGCUGGUAUCGGGGAAUGCGCAAACAAAGGACCGUGGAGGUCCUCUGCACCUACGACUUCGACACCAGGGACGCUCAAGGACUUGGACGUGUCGCAGGGAUAUCCGACCGAUCCCUGCACGCCAUGCUUAACGAGCUUGCCGACGUCAAAGGGGACAAUAUCACUCUGAUUCUCGACACUUGCUUUAACCCGUCCCAAACCCCAGAGAAUAUUCGGGAACGCAGCCGUACCCGAUGGACCCCUGCGGGCAAGACCUCAAGUGAAGACCUCUACCGCGGGCUUUGGCCAUCCGCACGGGCUGACCUUCAAAAUCCUCGAUUCGGAUUUUUGGAACCCUCUCCGACUAAAUACGUCGUCCUCAUCGCGUGUUCACCGGGCAAUAUCGCAGUCGAGGGGAGGGAGGGUGGUCAUUUCACUGCCAGUUUCCUCCAGGCCGCUUCUUCUGUCCCCCUUCACCGAACCACGUAUGCGCAAUUGUUCGAUUGCAUCAACCGCACUGCCCUGGAGGAGGGCCAGAAAGCGAUAUGUCUUGGCAAACACAGAAAUCGCAUCUUUUUCGAUGACAUCCCCUUCGUUGUCGACGGGAGGUUCCUAGCCGUCGCUUUGUGCACCAAGCGUGAAGUCAGAGUAGAGGCUGGUUCCGUCCACGGCGUCAUCGAAGGGUGCGAACUUGCCCUUCAUAGCCACAACUACCGGAGGUCGAGGAAUCCCUCGCUGGCCACGGUCGUGGUCGUGGAGGCGCACCCGACGUGGAGCUUAGCUCAAAUCAAGACCCAAGACCUCAAAAUACCCAAAUCCUGUUGGGCUCGAAUAACCAGAUGGAACAAUGAACCCCCUUUCCGAGUCAAGUUGAAGGCUUCCAUUGCUUCUAUCGUGGCUAUCUGGAGGUUGAAAAAGGAGCUACCAUCGUACGCUUUGCGUACCCUCAGGGGUUCCGGGGUGACCACACAAGCAGUCGAAGAGAAAGGCGAGGCCGACAUAUCGAUCAAGGUUCAGAGACGCAGUGUCGUUGUGGAAAGGCAUGAUAAUAUGGGCCUGAAUGGUUCUCAUGUCAUCAGCUUAGAGGAGUCGGACGCGGUCAAAGUCAUCAACGAUGCUGCCACUUUCAACCUACAUUUACAUUCCAACAACCCUUCCCAACCUUUGGAGAAUGUUAUCCGGGUCGAGCUGCACGAUGUCGACGGACAUGCUGUUUCCAAAGUAGGCCCCAAUCUUCUCAACCGCGAUAGCAAGUCGAUAAUCCAUUAUGAUGACAGAAGUAACAUGGCAUUCAAUAUGGUCAUCCGGAACUUCUCGACACUUCCCCUGUGGCCCUAUGUAUUUGCCAUGGAUCCUGAUAUUUAUACGAUGGCCCUGAUUUAUCAACCCCCUCCUGACUUUGACGACGCAGAUACCGACGUAUCAUACAGGAACAAUCGCGUUCGGGCACCUCCUUCGCCACUACCGCCAGGCGGAAUCGUGGAUGUUGUAUUCAACUGGCCUUCCCAUCCGCAUACCCACCUUCUCUCCCCUCACGGACUUCCUUACAAGUUCGGAUACCUCAAGUUGCUACUAUGCUCGAAUCCAAUCGGGAGCCUGGCUUUCUUCAAUGACUCCCAGUCCCCAUCCUCAAGGUGCAGUAAACCGCCUCCCCCGUCACCAAAUAGCUCUAUGGUAUCCUUUUUCGAGAGGACUUCAAUCCUCACGAAGAAGGGUGGGCAUCUGGAUGGCAUUUGGGAUUCGUUCCUGUACCCUGUCGUUUUUGCAAUGAAUUCGAACGUUGAACUUUAUAUCUGA
This is a messenger RNA of Coprinopsis cinerea okayama7#130, 2073 nucleotides long. RefSeq lists its product as hypothetical. Gene Ontology annotation, biological process: proteolysis. The record is from RefSeq and is a predicted model, not a curated record. The coding region runs from base 1 to 2073 and encodes 690 amino acids. Gene Ontology annotation, molecular function: cysteine-type endopeptidase activity. NCBI's taxonomy places the organism in Eukaryota, Fungi, Basidiomycota, Agaricomycetes, Agaricales, Psathyrellaceae. The transcript has a single exon.